GAUAAGCUGUUCAGAAGUCUUAUGGCUUGGGGGUAAAAGCACUUUGUUCCUCCAAACCACACCAGCAUCCUAAACCACAAGCAUCUCAGCGAAGGGAAUCUGUGAGACAAGCAAAUUUUAAAAAGAGCAGCAUGCUAUCAUGAGCAAUACAAGUCUGAGUUAAUCGUGUUCACUUUUUCCACUCAUCUCACCCUUUCCACUCAUGCUAUCAUCAGAUGCUGUGUGAGUUUACAUAGUUAACAUUUUAUUACCGCAGACAAAGCAGCAAACUGCAGCUCUAACUUUGCGUGUUAUCCCCGAGCGUACACGCCCAUGCUCAGUGUUGUAGUAGUGAACUACAUGUAGUUCAACUAGUCAUUUAACUCCGUUUUGCAGUAGCUUGGUGGUAGUUGAACUCAAUUCAUAACUUUUUUUGCCUUGAGGCUAGCUACUGGAACUACAUGACUUUUUCAGCUAAAAGAUAAUAUGGGUGAAAUAGGCAAUUUCCUUUUAUUUUUUGGCAUCAGACCUGUCUAAUUCUCACUUGAAACACAGUUUGUGUGUUUAAUAGGCUAAAAACAUUCUGUUAACUUCUUGCAAUUUGUAGUCUGAUAUUUCAGAUUUAGAUAUGAUUAUUUAUCACAAAGUAUUUUGGAUGUAAUUAACCUCUUGUUCAAAGUAACUUUAGUUCAGUAAACUAUAUUUUUCUUAAGGGUAGCUUUAAUGUAGCUUAUCUUCUUCCAGUGUGAAGUAAUUGGUAGCUUGGUAAACUAUAUUUUCAGAGUAGCUUCCCCAACAAUGUACAUGCUCAGUUAUUUUAGGAAUUCAGAGGUUACAUACUUGUCCCAAUAUUUCACUGAAGUGCAGGCAGCUCAACACGACUGUUUAUUGACUUUGCCAAGGAGGAGGACUGAGAGAUCAAGUGUGUAGUGGUUGUCGAGGUACUGCACUCACACCCAGACCGCAGUUGUAUUCCAAACACAGCAGGGCUAGACACUGCUGCCCUGACACUGUGCUCUACUCCACUCUGAUCUCCAUCUUGCUCUGUGAAUGAAUGUUCACCAAUGGAUAGCAUGCUAAUUGGGGUGUAUGGGUGUCAGUGUACGUUUGCCGAUAAGCAUGCACACACAGGCUCCAUUAUGAGUGAGCAUGCUCUGCACCUUUAGUCUGCUGUUCUGACAGGUGAGGGGAGGAGUGUGAAGUGUCUGUAGGGAGUCAGGUGUGAUGAGGUGCCUGGGUCGUGUUUAUUGGUCACGACACACCAGAGAUAAACGUUUCCUAGUGGAAAGCAGAAAUCUGUGCUCUAAAUGAACUAGUUCAGCUAGUUCCUCCACGUUUAAAAAUGUUUUUGUCUCCUGACACUGUUCCACACAGAGCACUGAGUUGAUUCUCAACAUAGACACACAGACACACACACACACACACACACACACUGGACGUCUGUUGUUGUUUUUUUUUUUUUGAAUAUCUGAAACGUACAAUAUACUUGCAGUGAAGCCCCUCAACAACUACAUCAUACCAGUCAUCCAACAGACUCUCAUUCAGAGCGACACACAGAAGCAUCCAGGGUCAAGGCCCUGCUCAAGGGCACGUUGAUAGAUCUCCCACUAGGCCAAAAAACGUGAACCCGAACCCUCCGAGACGUCUGUUUCCAUGGAAACAGAAAUGUCUUCCUGACGUUUAUCUGAAACACUCAUGCUCGAGGAGCCUUACGUAGCAGAGAAUAAUAAUUGAUUGAUGUGUGUGUUUUUCUAUAAUAGUGUGGGUGUUGGCAUGUGGAUUUUUGGAUAUUAGCAGCCGACAGUUAUGUUCUUGACGUAGAUAUAUCCUCAAUUCCUUAUCUGUUCAUAUUUUGAUAUGUUUACACAUCUAUGGUAAUCAAGGCUGUCAAACGAGAGAAGGGAGAACAGAGAUUAAUUGAAGGGAAUGAUGGGAAGGGAGGAAAAAGAUUAUAAACAAGGGGCAGCAAAGAGCGAGAGAGAUGAGAUCAAGAGGCAUAUAAAGUCCACUGCUAUGAGUCUAAAUGUGUAAUUUUUUUUAUCAACUGUGAAAUAUUUGUGGAAAACCUUGACACCUGAACCAUAUAGCUGACCUCAUGUACUGUGAAUGUGAUUGACCAGGAAUAAGGGACGUGACGCACGUGACAGUAAGGAUGACUGCACGAAGAGUUCAUAAGAGAUAAUCACCCUGAAGUCCUAUGAACCCUACUUGCUCUUUCAUCUCUGGCCCUGAACACAUGCUGCCAGAUGUACACAGCAGCUGGAUUGAACAUUGUGGACCACUAAAAAUAUCAGUGUUGUUUGAGAUGAUACACGCUGCCAUCUUGUGGCUGACAGAAACACUUUAACUGGCCAUACAGCAUUAGAGGAAGGACAGGGAACUGAAGUACUGUGGCACAUCACAUGUACAUUGACAUUUGCAUGUAUGCCACAUGUCCUAUGUAUCAGGAGAUGAGGUUCAUUUUCAAACCUUGGACGUUCUCUUAAUGUAAUCGAAAUGUCUUUUUCAGUGUUAACUUGUGUUUUUAUGUGUUCAAAUGCACUGAGGAUAUUGAACAGGUUCUAGAUCCUUAACACAAGAUAUGUGUCGAGUCAGGUUGUGUGUGUGCAGGGAUAUCUGUGAGUAACCCUAGCUGCCGUCUGCACCAGUGAAGGGUAGCUGGAUAUAGCCCCCAUAGCCAGCUGGCCUACUAUUUAAAACAGUCAGCCCGAGGGGAAGGCUUGGUGGGGGGCGCUCACAUUCUGGAGCCCAGGCCCAGAGAGAAGGAGUUAAUUCGAGACUUGUUUACCGCACACCUUUCACCUGAGUAAGACCUCGAUGAAGAGGUGUGAAGGCAGCAGCAGUAACUGUUUGAAUGUGGACUCCAUCUUGUUUCAAACACUGUAGGCCCACCAGAUAUUGAGAUGCCAGGGCCCAGUUUCCCAAAAGCAUAUUAAGUUCAUCGUUAGAACCUUCGUAGUAGCAUGGUUAGAUUUCCAAGCUGUUUCCCAAAAGCCUUGUUACUUAAGUUGCACCUCAAAACGCUCUUUAUUUACCGACUGCCUCAUACCACUCUUAACAGCUAAGUGCGUCGUUAGAUGCUUUUGUUCCCCUUCUGCUUCACUUUAUACCCAGAUCUCCGCUAGACAUAGAAAAAAGAUGUUUAUCUGUCUCUGACCGCCGAUAACAUUGGAACAAAGUUGACUACAAAUACAAAGUUGCCAGUGUUUUUGUAAUUGUUACAAACAAGUGAAGGAUAAGAAGAUGCUUCAAAUGAAAACGGAGAUGCAUACAGGGCUAUAUAUUGAAAUCGUAUUGAGUUCUAUUUACAGUAGCUAAUUGUAGGCUUUGUAAUUUUUGACUCAAUAUAUUUUGAUGUGUAACAAUGUGCGCAAUUAUAUGCCCAAACUGAUUUAGUGCAUUAUUAUCGGGUUAGCAUUAGAAUAAGCCGCCUCAUUAUUUGCAGCCAAAAUGUGGUAAUAUAUCUCUCUAGGAGCUGACCCAUCGUCAGUAUUGUGAAAUAAUUAGUAUGUUAAUGUAAGAUUUGAAUGGAGAAAGCUGAUCUGAGAGCAGCGCUGCCUUUCUUUCAAUCUUAUCACUAUUGCCACAUGCGCCAACGACACACUUAGCGAAUGUUCUCUCUCUGUGGUGUUUUGGGAAUCUCAUGUUAGAUCUUCUGCCGUUGUAGCGAUUCAUCGUUAAAACACUCAUUAGUCUAGUUUCCAUCGCUAUCGGGAAACCGGACCCAGGCCGGUAUCGGUUACCCUAGCGGUUUCCUCUUGGUCUUGGAAUAGGAGGUACCCUGAUUACACGCAGUGAAUGAUGACAAUUAUCAGUGUCUGUUACCUCUGGCUCUGAAGAUCAUAAUUUCUCCUCAGCGAUGUCCUAGCACUUCCAUUUAAAGACCCCCCCCAAGACUGCUUCUAGGAGAUGUGAUUAUUUUACCUCCCUGUCUGAGGGUGCUUGGUCACACCAAACCUGCAGGCUAAAUGCAUCUUCUGGGGUUGGUUAUGAAACAGCUGGUAGGUGAACUACCCCUGCUGGAACUACCAGAGGUCAACUCUGUAUACAGUUUCCUUCUUUCAGAAGUCAUAAGGCUUCAGUACUUUAUAAGCAUGUACAGUAGGAUCGGCAAGUAGCCUCACAGAAGAGUGCUUUUCUCUAGCUAUUUCGUGUUUUCCUUAUCAGCAAGGAAUUGGUUGGAUUGUUUGGCAAUAGCGAGAAUUGAUUUGCAUUUAUUAUCGGGCUAUGGGCUGAUUUUGACCCUAGAUUCUUAACUUACAGUUCAUUUAGCAGCACCCACCUGUAGCACGUGCUCCAGCAGGUAUAUCUCUCUGGUAUACCCCCAAAACCAAUUCUUCCUUUGGCCACCUCUCCUUCCAGUUCUCUGCUGCCAAUGACUGGAACGAACUACAAAAACCUCUGAAACUGGAAACACUUAUCUCCCUCACUAGCUUUAAGCACCAGCUGUCAGAGCAGCUCACAGAUUACUGCACCUGUACAUAGCCCAUCUAUAAUUUAGCCCAAACAACUACCUCUCCCCCUACGGUAUUUAUUUAUUUUGCUCCUUUGCACCCCAUUAUUUCUAUCUCUACUUUGCACAUUCUUCCACUGCAAAUCUACCAUUCCAGUGUUUUACUUGCUAUAUUGUAUUUACUUUGCCACCAUGGCCUUUUUUUGCCUUUACCUCCCUUAUCUCACCUCAUUUGCUCACAUUGUAUAUAGACUUCUUUUUCUACUGUAUUAUUGACUAUGUUUGUUUUACUCCAUGUGUCACUCUGUGUUGUAUGUGUUGAACUGCUUUGCUUUAUCUUGGCCAGGUCGCAAUUGUAAAUGAGAACUUGUUCUCAACUUGCCUACCUGGUUAAAUAAAGGUGAAAUAAAAAUAUUUUUUUUUGACUUUGACCAUGUAUAGUUCUGAACAUAACCAUCACUGAUCUAGUAGUCAGAAGAUGCCCACAGGGAGCUCUAUUUCAGUCUGAUUAACAUGGAUUAUGACCACUUUCACUGAAACAGCAGAAUGCAACUUGAGGUAUUUUGGAUAUGCUUAGAGCCCAUGUGAGUUAUUAGCUUUUCCUAUCAUCACUAUUUAUGACACACACACACAUAUGACACACACAUCCUGAAAGCAGGAUUAUCCCUGCAAGCAUAUGGUUGGUGCCUUAUCUGCAGCAAGGGGGAUCAGUCUUGAUUCAUUUCCCCCUUCCUUGUCAAAGUGAGCUUUGCCUGAGGAUUGUGCAUCCUUAUUCCAACGUUUCUCGCGCACACACACAGUUUGUGGGCAUCUGUAAAUAGUCUCUUAUGCUCACCUUUAUUGUGGCCGGUUCUCUAAAGCCAUUACACAAAUCUGUUCUAAAACGCAAAGUGAAUGCCAAUAAUAAUCAACAAGAGCUUCCCUGGGGAUUUUCUCUACCUCACAUAGUUCUUUGUUAUGACCCCCAGGCUAGUUCCAGACUUUAUUUUAACUCACCUGAUCCACCAUUAUGUGAAUACAAAUGGUAACUUGGCAGUACACACAGCUGUAGGAUACAUUUCUGUUUUUAAAUGUCUGUUUUGGCAGUUUUUUUGUACUUCAUCUUCAGAAAAUGAUUUUAGGGCUUUGAUUAGCAUUGAUGUUUUAAUGAGAAGUGGCAGACCAAAACGUGUUUCACAUUUUAAAGUUCUCACUCUCUGUCACUGCCAUCUUUUAUUAGCAAAUGUUUUGCUUACGAAAGUCAAAACAGUGAAGACUGAAUCCGUCAAAGACCCAGCCUUGGUUUCUGUUUGGGGAUCUGUGGUGGCAGUUUCUUCCCUGGGGCCAUUAUGGUGUCUGUCUAUCUCAGGGGUACUGUGUGGGGCCAUUAUGCUCUCUGUCUACAUCAGGGUACUGUGUGGGGCCAUUAUGCUGUCCGCCUACAUCAGGGUACUGUGUGGGGCCAUUAUGCUGUCCGCCUACAUCAGGGUACUGUGUGGGGCCAUUAUGCUGUCUGCCUACAUCAGGGUACUGUGUGAGGCCAUUAUGCUGUCUGCCUACAUCAGGGUACUGUGUGGGGCCAGUAUGCUGUCUGCCUACAUCAGGUGUAUUCAAGUACUAUUUGAAAUAGUAAUCUCCUAGGGGGCAAAGGUCCGGAUGGAUAUUGUCAUUUAUCGGCGUAGUAACAAACCUCCACCUCGCAACCCAUGUGACCCCCAAACUGUUCACAACCCUCUUGUUGGCGUAAAGAAAAUCUUGCAGUUUUAAAGCUAAUUUCCCACAAUUCUACACAUUUUGCAUGGGCCAGAGCAUUUUAUUUUUUAGUUGUUUAAAGCAAAUUUUCUGAAAUUCUACAAAUGUUUCCAUGUCUUAUGUGUGUUUUAUAUGAUACCAGGGAUAAAAAUCCAAAUAACUUCACAGAUCUUCAUUGUAAAGGGUUUAAACACUGUUUCCCAUGCUUGUUCAAUGAACCAUAAACAAUUAAUGAACAAGCACCUGUGGAACGGUCGUUAAGACACUAACAGUUUAGACGGUAGGCAAUUAAGGUCACAGUUAUGAAAUCUUAGGACACUAAAGAGGCCUUUCUACUGACUCUGAAAAACACCAAAAGAAAGAUGCCCAGGGUCCCUACUCAUCUGCGUGAACAUGCCUUAGGCAUGAUGCAAGGAGGCAUGGGGACUGUAGAUGUGGCUAGGGCAAUAAAUUGCAACGUCCAUACUGUGAGACGCCUAAGACAGCGCUACAGGGAGACAGGACGGACAGCUGAUCGUCCUCGCUGUGGCAGACCACGUGUAACAAUACCUGCACAGGAUCGGUACAUCCAAACAUCACACCUGCGGGACAGGUACAGGAUGGCAACAACAACUGCCCGAGUUACACCAGGAACGCACAAUCCCUCCAUCAGUUCUCAGACUGUCCGCAAUAGGCUGAGAGAGGCUGGACUAAGGGCUUGUAGGCCUGUUGUAAGGCAGGUCCUCACCAGACAUCACCGGCAACAACGUUGCCUAUGGGCAAAAACCCACCGUCGCUGGACCAGGCAGACUGACGAGUCGCGGUUUUGUCUCACCUGGGGUGAUGGUCGGGUUCGCGUUUAUUGUCGAAGGAAUGAGCGUUACACUGAGGCCUGUACUCUGGAGCGGGAUCGAUUUGGAUGUGGAGGGUCCGUCAUGGUCUGGGGUGGUGUGUCACAGCAUCAUUAGACUGCGCUUGUUGUCAGUGCAGGCAAUCUCAACGCUGUGCGUUACAGGGAAGACAUCCUCCUCCCUCAUCUGGUACCCUUACUGCAGGCUCAUCCUGACAUGACCCUCCAGCAUGACAAUGCCAACAGCCAUACUGCUCGUUCUGUGAGUGAUUUCCUGAAAGACAGGAAUGUCAGUGUUCUGCCAUGGCCAGCGAAGAGCUUGGAUCUCAAUCCCAUUGAGCACAUCUGGGACCUGUUGGAUUGGAGGGUGAGGGCUAGGGCCAUUUCCCCCAUAAAUGUCCGGGAACUUGCAGGUGCCUUGGUGGAAUAGUGGGGUAACAUCUCUCAGCAAGAACUGGCAAAUCUGGUGCAGUCCAUGAGGAGAUGCACUGCAGUACUUAAUGCAACAGGUGGCCACACCAGAUACUGACUGUUACCUAUGAUUUUGACCCUCCUUCUUUGUUCAGGGACGCAUUAUUCCAUUUCUGUUAGUCACGUCUGUGGAACUUGUUCAGUUUAUGUCUCAGUUGUUGAAUCUUAUGUUCAUACAAAUAUUUACACAUGUUAAGUUUGCUGAAAAUAAACGCAGUUGACAGUGAAAGGACGUUUCUUUUUUUGCUGAGUUUAUAUUUAUUUAUUUUGUAGUCUGCAUCCAUGGCCCGUAUUGACCCCGUUCUGGGACCGGAUCCGGACCGCAGUCCACCAGUUGAAUAUGGUGCGUCUAGAUUGUGCACAAAGCUCACAGGUGUGCACUCUUAUGUUGUCACUAAUGAGCAGAGGUCCCAGGUGCCAAGGAGGAAGUAUUUGAUUGUGGUUAGGAGGAAAAGGUUUAGCUGAAGUGUGUCGGUGUCUGUCAAUGGCGGAGUGAGUGGCUGCAGCAACAGCUGUGACAGUGCUUGAUCACGGAUUCACAGGCAUUUGACACACACUCACAGACCCACACACUCACCUCACUCACUCGUCUUGCUGCAGUAGAUACUGGCUCUUGAAACUCAUAGCAGCUGUACAUUUCCACUGCAAGCCAGUGUUUCUUAUUUUCCAUCUUUUUCAUUUGGUUUUGUUUUUUCAAUGAGAUUUGGGCAUUCUGAACUAGAAAGAGGAGAGGUCAGUGAGGACACAGUUGGGUAUAGCACUUUAUAUGGACUUUUGGAAAACUUCAAUCUUCUCAUGAUUUGUCACUUGAACGAGGACCGUUGAUAUUCUAAUGCUCUUAUUUUGGUCCAUCGGGCGACAUCCUGCAUUAAAUAUUUAGCAGAAUCUCUGUGACUUUUCCAAACGAUAUCACAAAUGUGAUAAUACAUAUUGACUGGACUGAACUGAACAGAGAAUUCUAUUUUUGGACAUUAUUUGAUGGGACCACCGUCUUUCAGUAAUACUUAUUUAUUGUUUUGAACCUGAUCACCAUGCUGGACACCAACACGUCCCUUCACACGGACCCCACCUCUUUUGGGCACCCUCCAAUCAGCAACAGCAUGGAUAAGCAACGCAUACGAUUGGAGUUAGAACGGCGGGCUUGUCAGAGCCUGAGGGAAGGUGGGAUUCAUAUUACGCACACACACACACACACACACGCACACAUACACACAAACUCUUUAUAAUAUGAGAUGUGGAAGAUAUGGUUUAAUUGAUAUCUUUGUUUGGUUAUAUAUUUUUUUUAACAGAUAUUUUUGAUUUAGCAUUAUUAUUCUUACUCUUCCUACUUAGCUUUUGUUUCAUAGCUCUCCAUAAAACACUCCCAGCUAUACAGUUGAGUUUUUCUCAGUGAAUCGUGUGUAUUGAGUUAUGCUGCCCAGGCCGGCUGAGUGGGUGUCUGGUGUCUUCUGGGCUGCUGGUCAGGUACUAAGUUGACCUUCUGGCCCCGGUACAAAUGGGGCAGCGCCAGGACUCUGUGCCCAGUGGACAAUGCUCAGGCACCUGUGGGUGCAGCCAGGGCCGUGACACCAACUGAGUUGGAGCGAGAAGAGCCUGAACAGACUUAGUCGUGACACACUGAGAAUCUCACACUGACUUUUAGAGAAACAUAAAUGUGCUGUGAGGCAGAUACGCUGGCCCACUGAGUUAAGGUGAGAAAUACUGAGACUGAUGAAGAUACUGUGGUGUUUAGUGUGACACACAGAGACCGGUUUAGAUACUAAGACACAGAUGGACGCUGAGGGAAAACAGGGAUAGGCUUGAGACACUGAGAUGGACUUGGAACCAUUGAGACAGACUGUGAUUUACCGAGAGGUUUUGCACCGAGACGUACAGUCUUUCAGAGACACUGUACAAUGUGGUAACCCACAGGCACCUGCCUUGGCAGCCGGUUUGACUUCAGAGUUUCAAAGGUGGAUAGCAUACCUUGACCCUGAUUGAGGAGGGUGUCUGUUCACAUGUGUCCCCUCAUUCAGCCAGGCCGAGCCCAGGCCUUAGAUUUCUGCUUCGGAGCAGUUUGAGUGUCGGGUGAUUUACAGUAAUAUUCCCUGUAACUCAACAGGCUGGGCUGGGCAGAGAGAUAGAGUUCCCAGAUAUUACAGUGUGGUACACAAAUAGAAACCAGCAGGGAGAGGAUGGGUUUCAUCUCAGGGUUGGGAUGGAGGGAAUGGAAGGUUUAGAAAAUAUUCUCAAAGAAGCAAACGAUUGAAUAGGCGAUUGUAGAAAAAGUGCACCGGAGGUUUUGAAAUGACCCACAGAGAAAGGUAACAAUACAUAAAUUGAGCACAAACGGAGUUAUGGAGAGUGACAGGUGGUAGGAAAAAUGUGAAAAAUGUAAUGUUCUCGUUUACAUCACAUUAAGUGAGGUACUGAGAACGGUAAUGAAUUCAAAUUGUGGCAUUUCAGAGUGAGCAUUUGCCUAGAAAAUAUUCAGUAUAAGCACCUGGCAUCAUUCCCCUGUCAGUCCUUGGCACAACUAGCAAAUCAUCUGCCACUGGAGGAGUGUCUGUGUUUGUGCGCCCCCCCCCCCCAGUAAGCCCAUUUAAUCUGGUCUCCUGUCGAGGGGACUAUUGGGAGUCCUACGUCAAACGGACGUAUAAAAGGAAAGAGGCGACAGCCAGGACUGUGAGAAAUGUGGACGCUGGUCAGAGAUGUGAAAAACUGCAGAGGCUGAGCUCAGAGAGACGGGAGACCAUGAGAAAGAAGUCCCACAUCGCCCACACUGCUCUCACUCUGACCUAUUAGUCAGUAUGCUUCCCUGUGGUUCACAUGUAGGCAGCAGACCAGCUACAAACACAACUACCUCAGGAGGUGCACACAAGCAUCACUUUGUGUACAGUACAAUGGACUGGUCCAACAAUCAUACUCUCACACAUGAACACCAGGCCACAUACUGUAUGGCUAUGUAGUAUACUGUAACUGCUUAACUUCCCCUCGCAUGUACAGUAUCACAUCUCUAAUUUCAUGAAAACUGCUUAUGCGCAUACUGAGAUGUAGGUUUACUUUACCUCACAUCUGACAGGAAUCACUUACAUGAGUCCACUCAGCUCGCUGAGGCUGAAGUGUAAACACUGGAUAGCAAUGAUGAUGUGAUGCAGAGAACAUGGUCUCCAUCACUAGCUUUCUGUGUUCCUUCUAUAGCACAGGUGUCAAACUCAUUCCACGGGGGGGCCGAGUGUCUGCGGGUUUUCGCUCCUCCCUUGUACUUGAUUGAUGAAUUAACAUCACUAAUUAGUUAGGAACUCCCCACACCUGGUUGUCUAGGGCUUUAUUGAAAGGAAAAACCAAAAACCUGCAGACACUAGGCCCUCCGUGGAAUGAGUUUGACACCCCUGUUCUAUAGGCUUGGUCCAGCUGAGAUUAGGCAGCUGUUAGCAAGACACAUUUAUUCAUGUCAUACACAUUUAGUCAGUACAGAAGUGUUACCAUUUAUCUGUACAUAUACUCCUCUCAAUAGAACACCUCAUUCUAUUUUGAAAUGUGAGUGGUGAAUGUGGGCCUUCCUGUUUUUACAAGAAGUCCUCUGUGCAUUAGCAUUGUUCAAGCCAUGCGGAAGUGUCGCUCUCUCUAUCUCUCUCUGUGUGGUAGAAGUUGUCAAAACGCGACAACCUGGCUGCUGUUUGAGUGUAGAAACAGGAAGCGCGUGUGUGUGACAGGGACCAUCUGCCCGCUAUUUCUCCUCUCUGCCUCUGAUGAUAACUUCUGUAUCGGCUGUCAGACGACUCUGUGGGAGGGAGGGAGCGAGGACCAGAAGAGCAUGCUCCAGCUCAAACUCCAGCAGAGACGGACCCGUGAGGAACUGGUCAGUCAGGGGAUCAUGCCACCGCUGAAAAGUCCAGCUGCCUUCCACGAACAGAGACGAAGUUUAGAGCGAGCGCGGACUGAAGACUACCUAAAGAGGAAGAUCCGAAGUCGGCCGGAGAGGUCGGAGCUGGUCAGGAUGCACAUUCUGGAGGAUCACGUGCCUGAUGGUUGUUGGCUGGCUAACCCGCUGUGUGCUGUGUGUUCAGAGACGUCGGCGGAACCCUCCCUUCAGGCCAAACAACUGCAGCUGAAGAGGGCCCGUCUGGCUGACGACCUCAACGACAAGAUCUCCCACCGGCCCGGCCCCAUGGAGCUCAUUCACAAGAACAUCCUGCCUGUACACAGCAGCAUCAAACAGGCCAUCAUAGAGACGGACUUCCCCAAGGUUGCUGGGGAGAUAUCCUCCUUUGAUGAGGACAGUAAUGAUACUCUCUCUCCUGAUCAGCCCAUUGGUCAGGAGUCUCCACUCGGCCACGGCCCUCUGCCCUCUCCCCCCGACGCCCUAGCUUGCAACAGCACCCCCACACAGUUUCUCACUCAGGUUCCUCCGCCACCCCCUCCUCUUCCUCCCUUCUAUGGGCCCUGCCAACCAGUGAAGUUGAGCAAUGGGACAGCAGUUCUGAGAACCACCCCUGCACUGAUCAAGUCCCAGCCAAAGCCCACCUCAGAGCGCCCCCCUCAGCGAUCCAAGAAGCCCAAGGACAACAAGCCCAAGGUGAGGAAGCUGAAGUACCACCAGUACAUCCCCCCGGACCAGAAGGCCGACCACGAGCCGCCCCCUCAGCUGGACUCCACCUACGCCAAGAUCCUCCACCAGCAGCAGCUCUUCCUCCAGCUGCAGAUCCUCAACCAGCAGCAGCAGCACUACAACUACCACACCAUCCUUCCUGCACCGCCCAAACCACUAACAGAUCAACCACCUCCCACCAAUGGCCCCUCUCCUUCUCCGGCCAUGCCAGCCCCCUCGACAUCCUCCUCCAGUCAAAGUGCACCAAGCCAGCAGAAUGUCACACAUGUGGGAGGGGCCACAGCAGGUUGUUUGCCUCCUAACCUGGACGACCUGAAGGUGGCUGAACUGAAGCAUGAGCUCAAACUGCGGAGCUUGCCUGUGUCAGGCACCAAGAAUGACCUCAUCGAGCGGUUGAGGAACUACCAGGCCCAGCAGAACAGUCGUGGUAGUGCAACAACUACAACAGCAGGGGGUGCCACAGGGUCAGGGGCCGGAGCUUCCAAAAGCAACCACCCAACACAACAACAACAAAAACAACUACUAAAACAGCAGCAACAGCAACUUUCCCAACACCAGGCCCUGUCCUCUGUGGUCCACCAAUCAGGAGAUGCAGGUGUGGUAACCUUGGCAACCUUCCCGUUCAUGACCACUGCUCCACAGCAGAUCAUGCACUUUGGCAGCACUAGCUCCUCCCCGCCUGUCUCUCCUGCCCCCUCGGAACGCUCGCUAGCUGGGAUGAGUCCAGAUGAGACGAGCUGUAAUGGAGACGCAUUUGGGGAGAUGGUAAGCUCUCCCCUCACCCAGCUAAGCCUCCAUCCCUCCCCACAGCACCGUGGCACUAUCAAAGAGGAGUUGAGUGGCUCGGCCCCAACAGCCUGCCAGCUCUCCAUGGCUGCUCUGCAGAAACGCGUGCAAGUAGCACCCCCCUCUGUGAACAAGGACCAGAUGCUGCAGGAGAAGGACAAGCAGAUCGAGGAGCUGACGUGCAUGCUAAGGCAGAAACAGCGGCUGGUGGAGACCCUGCGCAUCCAGCUGGAACAGGGCAAGAGAGGGGGCCGGGACGCCCCCCCAGAACCCCUGGGCCUUGUCAGGGUGAAGGAAGAACCCCCAGACAUCCCCAGCAUCCCCUCCACAUUUUGCCCCAUUGCCCGCUCCCCGACCCCUUCCCAGUGCCACAUGGAGGUCACCAAGAUGACCAUCAAGCAGGAGGUUGGAGAUGUGGAAGAGGCCGUCGAGCCGUCCUUGGAAGCCCCACCUCAGCAGGUGCAGCUGGAGCAGAUCCAGGCACAGCAGCGGUCGCAGCUGGAGCAGCUGAAGGUGCAGCAGACGCAGCAGAUCAACGCGCUGCAGCUGGCACAGCAGCAGGCCCUGCAGCAGCUGCUCCUACAGCAGAACCAGCAGAAUCUGCAGAAACACCGCUCACAGCAGAGGAAGAAGAAGUCCCACAAGCAACAGCUCAAGCAGCAGCAGCAACAGCUACUGUCCCAACAACAACAGCAGAUACAAUCAAAGAACCAACAGCUGUUACAGUCAAAGCAUCAACAACAGCAGAUAUUGCAGGCACAACAACAACAACAGCAGCUGAAGUCACAACAGGUGUCUCAGAUGUUCCUCAAUCAGCAGUCACGCUCCGCCACUUCCUUCCCCUUGGAUCUCCUCAAGACACACUCCACACCUACCCUGGUGACAGACAGCAACGGCAACCAUUUCCUCAUCGCACUAACCAAUCACUGUGCCGAGAGCCAAGGUAGUGAUACGCCACAAGGCACUCCACAGGGAAAAGCAACCAAUCACAUCAUACUGCAGAGACUGCAGUCAACUCCCACCAAGCUGCCCAGCCAAUCCCCUCUUCAGUUGUCCAGCGGUGACACCCAAUCAAAACCGAAAACUCAACCAGGCCUUGUGAAACAGCCAACCAGAAAGGGACAGAAGGCGGGGCUGCAGGUGUCAACCAAUCACUCCCCAGGGGUCGCUCUCUCCUUCUCUGCCCCGCCCAAUCUCCAGCCUUUCUUCCCCAAUGAUGACUCCUCCCCUUCUGAAAAAGACGCCUCCCCCUCUCCUCCAGCUCAAACGGAGGAUUUGAGUCCAGGUCUUGACCAUGAACCCCUGUUCAGCCCUCCUUCUCCCAAACAGACGCCCUCCCCUAACCCACCGGAUGACAAGGAUAAUGGAUCCACCCAGCAUAUGGACGAUCUCUUCGACAUCCUGAUUCAAACAGGAGAAAUCUCAGCCACCUUCAAACCAGCGCCCGACCCUUCCCUGGCACGACUGCGCCCCAACACCCCUUCCCCUUCCCACUCUCAGGCCCCCUCCCCUCUCCAGCUGCAGCUCCACUUCUCGCCCCCCACCCCUCCCGAACCCGAGACCCCCCAGCCAGGCACAGGGGAGGAGGAGGAGCUGCAGGCGCCGGCCACCGUUGAUCAGGACGCAAGCAACACAGGAAGUGGACGUCUGGAGGACUUCUUGGAGAGCACCACGGGCAAACCCCUCCUGGGGGUGGAGCCUGGCGGGCCCCUGACCCUGAUUGACGACCUUCACAGUCAAAUGCUAAGCACCCCCAGCAUCCUGGACCACUCAUCCUCGCCCAUGGACACCUAUGAGCUGUCGGGCUACACGGCCAACCCCCCUGGCCUGGACUUCGGAGACCAUGCCCUGGACAGCAUGGAUUGGCUGGAUAUCACCAUGGGAGGGGCGAGCAACGAGAUUGCAGGGCUCGCCCCACUGGGUCCCCUGGGCCCCCACACGCCCCCCAGCGUCUUCUCAGCGGACUUUCUGGACAGUUCAGACCUGCAGCUCCACUGGGACUCCUGCUUAUAGCCCUGGACCGUCUUAUUGUCAUCCACACGGAUAGAUGCUGAUGUUACGUUGUCAACUCUUUCUCUCUUUUCUCAACGCACGGUACAACGACUCAAAAACACACUGGCUCUACUGCACUCUGAACUCAGUCCCUCUUACUGACUAACACUUUGAUAGAUGUCUUAUGUGUAUACCCUUACGUUCUAUAAGGCAGGCCCUCUUACACACGUAGCUUAUACAGCAAUACCUUUGUUAACAAACCCAGUGGACCGUAGUUGAUGAUGCUCCAUCUGAGCCAGUCAGCAGCUUACCGUAGCUACCGAUCUGGACUAUUGUCUACGUUUAUUAUUGCCCUUAGUAGUAUUAGUAAUACUAUGGAGAUAUUGUAACAAUGUUGAACCAGUAAUGUGAAAACAAGACAAUAAUCACGUCUGUCUAGCAGCAUUAGGGUUAAAAAACCACAACCUACUUAUUUUCAUGAGAACUUUAGAGGAGAUGAUCAGGGGAGCCAAGGUGAAGGAGAAUCAAGUAGCUAUUUGUUAGCAUGAAUGCAUGCAGGAGUCAGACCGUGGCUCCAGUGUAGCGGUCUGGUGACCGCAGCUCUGGCUGAGUAGGAGAACUGCAGGAGGAGCCUGGUACAGAGGAGAGACCCACAGAUGGUGAUAUUUGACUAUGAUGUAUUUUUUCCCAUAAUAUGGGAUGUAUUUUGGAAUAUAUUUGAAAAUGCCAGGAAACAUGAUUUCGUGUUUUAGAACACGUGGUCUUACACGCUUAGCUUUAAUAAUAUUGCUCUAGACCAUUAUGACAGACGUGAUAGGAUUUUAUAUAUUUGAUAAAAAUGAGAACCUGCUUUAACAGAGGUAUUGCUGCUACGUAGUGUACUUGAUCUCCCUUGGACGUAGGUUCAUUUUCAUAGACGCGCUGAACUAUAUGUCAGCCAGUACUGUAGCUAAAGUAAGUUAGGGUUAAGAGAUUGCAAAGAUGGAAAUGUUUGUUUCAUUUCAACCUAUAUAAGCAACUAAGUAUGCAGAGAUGACCUGUUUCGUGUAUACUGUAGUCCACUCCAUCAUUUAUAGUGAUGCCUGCUGAACCAGGAGCCACAUUGGUGAAUCACGAAUGCUGUGUUAUUAUUUUGGGGGCCCCUUAACAUCAGGACUGUAUUAUUAUUCAUGUACUGUAUCAGUACCUUUGCCAAACGUUUUAUUAAUAAAGUCCUCCCUAUAAAUUCUUGCCGUAAUAUAACAAUUUAGACACUGAAAAUGUAUUAUAAUGCACAGUUAUUUUUUUGACUUGACAGUGUUUUUCCAUUUUAGGCAAUGGAGCACUACGAAGUACACGGUUUACUGUGACAAAUUCUGUCAACAGUGUGAACUCUGUAUCUGGAGUUAGAAAACCAUUUUUUUUAUUUUAUUGAGCCUUAUUUUACUAGGCAAGUCAGUUAAGAACAAAUUCUUAUUUACAGUGACAGCCUUUCCCGGCCAAACCCGGACGACGCUGGGCCAAUUGUGUGCCGCCCUAUGGGACUCCCAAUCACGGCCGGAUGUGAUGUGAACACUGCACCCACACACGUGCACAUGCUCAAUUUUGAGCAUUGCUUGCUUGUUUGAAUGUAUUAUCCUUUUCAUGGUUUGUUGCAUAUCACCACAGACAUACAUUCAAGAUAUGCUUCUGUGGUGGGGGUGGACAGGCAGUUUCUGUCCAGUAUAUCCUCCUCUUUGACUUUGCCCUCAUGGUGGCCUGACUGGUGCUGUUGAAUGGAAAACCCUCCAUGGUAGAGGGAUUGUAGACCAGUCAGCCCCAAUCUGCUGUAUUAGGGAUUCUGAAAUGUUCCAUUUUAAGUUGUCAACACUUGAGGGAUUUGGGGAUUGCUCUGGGGAGGGAAACUGGUUGGGCUUCUUCAUGAUUUGGACAUUUUUAUUAUGUAUUUUCUUUUUUUUAGAAAAGUAAUUGAUUACAUUUAAAUUGGAUAAAUUGUGGUUUACAGCGUGGAUGUUUGGGGGCCACAGCAUGGAAUGAGGGUUGGAGAUGAACAUUUUGAAAGCGGAUACUGUGAAGUAGUCAUUUAGCACCAGAAUCGCCCUAGAGCAGGUUUCUCCAACUGGUGGCCCGUGUCCCGAAUUUGGGUGAUUUUUAUUUAGCCCCCCAAAUUUUCUGAGCAAAAUAUAAUACAAUAUAUAAUUGUUUUGUUGGACAUAAAAGACGAGCAAAUCUGCUUCGUUAUUUUAAUUUUGGAAGUCAGUUCCGAAGAAUUCCCAUGCAUAAGAGAGAUACAGUAUGUGUUCAUAUACAAAUGUAUGCAAGGUUUGAAAUGAUUACAUCUGUUUUGUCAUAUAUUUGUAAAUAUGUUCCAGCCCCCUGACCAUCUACUCAAUAAAAAAUUGGUCUGCA
Messenger RNA from Salvelinus fontinalis (brook trout), 17220 nucleotides. RefSeq names its product myocardin-related transcription factor A-like. The record is from RefSeq and is a predicted model, not a curated record. The transcript is spliced from 16 exons. NCBI's taxonomy places the organism in Eukaryota, Metazoa, Chordata, Actinopteri, Salmoniformes, Salmonidae. Bases 11050 to 14853 code for a protein of 1267 amino acids. Gene Ontology annotation, biological process: smooth muscle cell differentiation.